AUGUCCUCCCUGCCCCCAGUGCUGCUGCUGCUGCUGCUCCCUCAGGCAGCCUGUGAGGUGGAAAAGGCACAAUUCCCUGUGAUUGUGACCCCGAGUCCAAACAGGGCGGCCAAUUACUACCACCCAGGAGACUACCUCAUUGCUGGGGUCUUGUCCUCACAAUAUUUUAUGUCUCUCCAACCAUACCAGUUUUCAGUGUCCCCUUUAACCAGGGUGGAUCGUCUGCGAGAUACACGAUUCUGGCACGUGCUGUCCUUCUUGUUCGCUGUUCAAGAGAUCAACGGGAAUCCUGAGCUCCUACCCAACCUCACCCUGGGAUAUGACCUCUAUAAGUCCUACUUUGAUGGGAGAGCCACUUCCUACGGCAUGCUGAGGCUGCUUGUGGGUGGGGAAACACACUAUCCCAAUUACAGUUGCGGAAAAAAGAUGAAUCUGCUGGCCAUUCUCGAAGGGACCGAAUCGGACCUCUCCAUCCUGAUUUCAGCCAUGUCAAGCAUCUAUAAAAUCCCGCAGGUGUGGCUUGGGAGUGGGCAGGAGAUGAGUUUCGGCUUUGCCACUCGCGUGCUGAAUGAGAAAACCCAGUUCCCUUUCGUCUACCGGAUGGCCCCCGGGGAGGAAAGCCAGUAUCCCGGGAUUGUUCUGUUGCUCUUGUAUUUUGGCUGGACGUGGAUUGGGCUCUUCACCCCCAACACUGACAACGGGGAGAGCUUCAUCAAGGCCAUGACACCCUUCAUGAUCAGCCAUGGAAUUUGCAUUGCCUCCUCAGAAAGACUGCCACGAAAUAUCUUGUACCAAACAUUGCCCAAUGCAGAACAUUGUACCAAGUGUCCAGAAGAUCAGCAUCCAAACAAGGACAGAACUCAAUGUUUACCCAAGGAUAUAACUUAUCUGUCCUAUCAGGACACCCUGGGCAUCAUUCUGGCUUCCUUGACCCUCUUCUUCUCCCUAAUAACAAGUUUCAUUCUAGGCAUCUUUGUUAAAUUCCUACACACCCCAGUAGUCAUAUCGAAUAACCGGGGUAUCUCCUAUGUUCUCCUGGUCUCCCUUCUGCUUUCCUUCUUGUCCUCCUUCCUGUUCAUCGGAGAGCCAAAGGUUGUGACAUGUCUUCUCCGACAAACGGCCUUCAGCAUCAUCUUCUCAGUUGCCACCUCAAGUGUGUUGGCCAAAACCAUCACUGUGGUGCUGGCCUUCCUGGCCACCAAGCCAGGGAACAAAGUCAGAAGGUGGCUGGGAAAGAGCUUGGCCAACUCCAUUGUCAUUUCCUCUUCCAGUGUCCAGCUGGCCAUCUGUUCCAGCUGGCUGGCCAUGGCUCCACCUUAUCCUGACUCUGACAUGUUCUCCCAGCCUGGACACAUCAUCCUACAAUGCAAUGAAGGGUCUAUCAUCAUGUUCUACUCUGCAUUUGGCUACAUGGGCUUCCUGGCUGCAUUCUGCUUCACGGUGGCCUUCCAUGCCAGGAAGCUGCCUGGGGCCUUCAAUGAGGCCAAGCUGAUCACCUUCAGCAUGCUGGUCUUCUGCAGCGUCUGGGUGUCCUUCGUGCCCACCUACCUGAGCACCAGGGGGAAGUACAUGGUGGCUGUGCAGGUCUUCUCCAUCUUGGCCUCCAGUGCUGGGCUGCUGGGCUGCAUUUUCAUCCCCAAGUGCUACAUCAUUGUCCUGAGGCCUGAUCUGAACAGAAGGGAGCACCUCAUGAUGAAAACCAAGCAUGCCAUCUGA
Messenger RNA from Varanus komodoensis (Komodo dragon), 1716 nucleotides. RefSeq names its product vomeronasal type-2 receptor 26-like. The coding region runs from base 1 to 1716 and encodes 571 amino acids. Gene Ontology annotation, molecular function: G protein-coupled receptor activity. Lineage: Eukaryota; Metazoa; Chordata; Lepidosauria; Squamata; Varanidae. Gene Ontology annotation, biological process: G protein-coupled receptor signaling pathway. The record is from RefSeq and is a predicted model, not a curated record. The transcript is spliced from 4 exons. Gene Ontology annotation, cellular component: membrane.